UUGCCCAAAGUCAAGGUGUUGAGACGUGCGCGACUGUCUGCCUGCUGAGGUAUACCUGUGCCCGUCAUUGGAAAGCCCUUCGGUGUCCCUCGCCCGUGUGCCUCCAGUGCGUUAUUCUUUUGGGAAAAGUGAAAUGGAAAGCUCUCUCUGUUUCCUUUAACUGUGAGUGGUUAAUACGUACAUGAAGUGUCGCCAAUUAAUAUAUAUUUACAUAUAUUAGAAGGGAAGAAGAAAAUAAUAAUCUCCGUGAAAAUAUAUAUACAUAUAAAAAACACAGUUAUUCUUUCUACGUGUCAGAGUGACCGAUGGAAGUGGCGGUGUUAAGAACCAGAAGUCGGUAACUUAAAUUCAAAGAACAGUGAAAGAAUGAAGUUACUGGUAGUGUCGAGUGACUUUCGCAAGUGUCUCAGAAAAGCCGCACAAGUUCCCUGCAAAGCAAGUGUCUCUCAAGUUAUCUACAGAACAAGUGUUUCUCCAAGUAGUGUGUCAAGCUGGGUACCAAAGUUGCGGCCUAAAUGUGGGAGCCCGCGGGUUAAAUGAAAAUUUUUAGACUGAUAUAUCUUGCCGUUAUCCUGCUGGUGCUGCUGUAUGUGGGCUCAGCAAUGGGUGGGAGCGGAGACAUCGUGCUCGCCGCAGCGUCGGAGAACGAGAGCGGCGUCUGCCUCUCCUUCAAGCAUCGCAAAAAUCUGACGGCCUGCUGCAACCACGCCGACAAGAUGCAAAUCAUUCGCGUGUACAAGACAUCCCCGAACCAGGGCAUCUUCCAUUCGUUCGACCAGAAGAGGAUCCUAUGCUACGAAAAGAAUAAGAAGAGGUUCCGAAUCCUCAAAACGAAUGAGCUGCUGUGCCACAAGGUGCGACACAACAGGCGCAACCGGGUGGACCUCCGAAAUGUGCUGGACGCCAGGCACCGCUGCAAGUACUCCCUCGCCGAUAUAAAAAACGAAACGAUGACAGUCAAAGGGAGAAAAUACCAGUGCAUGUUGUACGAAGACCAGAGCAUAGGCUUCACGUACAUCUCAGCGGAGAAAGAGGAUAAGUUCCUAGCGGUGAGAAACGGCAGAGUGCAGAAGGUCAGUAAGAAAAUCAGGGAUAAGCACAAGAAACUGCUCCGCAUCCCUGCGACCAAUGUGGAGAGAAUCGUCAACAGCAGCAGAAACUGUGCUCGCUGAAGUUUGCGUAGUGUCCCUCGAGGUCAGCAAAGGAAGGAUGCUUAGUGGCUGGAAUUCAGGACGAGAGUUUCGUCAGAGCAAGUCUCCGCCCCCUACAAGUCAGCAGGUCGGCGAGAACACAAGAAAUGACAGUGCAAAUUGGCGAAACCUGUAAGGAAAACUCCAGCGCCUACGAGUGAUACGAUCCGCUCUGCUUUAACACAGUAGUAGGUUUAAAAAAGGUCUUGGUCAUUACGAGAGCAACGCCACGCCCUGAGCGACGUCCGUGGGAAACUGAUGUACUUAAUUCAGAGGCGACGGCGAGGCGAAGGAAGGAGACCGCCCGCAAGGCCGCCCGUGUCUCGUCACAGCGGCAACCUCAGUAACAGAUCUGAAGACGGCAAGAUGGUGUAUAAACACUGUAUAAAAACCCCUAUGCUAGUCCCCACACUCUAGGUUAACUAUAUAGUCUAGUAAAAAUCUGUUGUAAAUAUCUUCUGAUCAGAUUAUACUUUUUGUAACAAGUUAUUUUCAAGAUUGCAUUAUAUUAUGCAUUUCACUAAUGAUUAUUUUUAAUGUAAUCCUUUUUGAUAUCUUGCAAAUGCAGAGCAAUGCCAAAGUAUUUAACAGUAACCAUUCCAUGUAAAGUGUCCCAUAGCUGUAACCUAUCUUUCUACAAUUGUUAGUCAAGUACAGGAUGUGAUGUGAUGUCAAGGAUUCUUUUAUUUUAGUUAUUAUUUUUUAUUCUAUAAUUAGGGUAACAUAUCAGGAAGAAAAAAACAGGUACUCGUUUCCUCCUGAAACCAGAUCAUCUUUGGUUGACGUUCGAGGCCGCUUUCCUCCUGGUCGCUGUCCAAGGCAGGGAAGACGAAAGUGCUCGUCUCACCUUAAUGGCUCCCUGACCGGUAAUUAAAUCGGGUAAUUAGUGGUCCAGUGAGCCAUGCGGACGGAGGGAAGGGAGGUGUUAAAGUGAUGGGCUGGUGAGCAAGUUCGCCUCUGUUCCACUUUCUUCCUCCUAUUUUCACCCUUUUUUACUCUGGCCGCCUGGAAACGGGAGAAAAUCAACCCGAGAAACAACAUGCUGAGCCAGAACAAACCAUUUCUAAUACCAAUGAACUCCUCUAUUUCUGUUUUCGUCAUAAGGGGAAUUGUAAACGCGCUUCUUUUACUCUAAGCAUGUGACUGCGGCCACGAGUUUGUCUGUUAUACAAGUGUAUGAUUUGCAAAAGUUGCGCGGCGAUGAAAAGCAAGGACAACAUGCAUGCUGUAAAAUGUAGAAAGUAUAAUGCCAGUAUUCCAGUAACAAACUUACGGUAUUGAUAGCUAUAAGUGUUUCCGAAAGGUGAAAAUUUGAAAGAUAUCCAAAUAAAAUUCCUUGUGCCGACAACAAUUACAUUUAUAAACAUAUUAUUUUUCUUGAUUGUGAUCCGUUUAUUUUAUUCACUAUGUUUUCACUACCUACUAUUAAGAUGGCCUCAGGUAAAGGAACUUCAAGGUGCGAGAGGAGAAAGGGGUAGAUGUUGCCUUUAUUAAAUGAUGAUUUUUAUUGAAAAAAUAUAUAGAGAAAAAUGUUGUGUUUGCCCGAACAGCAGUAAUGUCUAACCUGAUUCCUCGCACCUUUAUGAACUUUGUAACAAGUCCCAUCACGUGCUUCAGGCCUUUUCUUUGACAGCAUUUUUAUAUAAGGUUGAUAGGAAAGGAGAAUAUGUAUGGGAAGCCUUGUACAGUGAAUUGAGUAACAUUGUGAAUAGAAACGACGAAGACAUUUGUCUCUAUUUCAUGUCUCUUCCUCGCGUGGUUACUCGGGAAAGAUAUCUUCCAUAUUUUUUCUAAGACGAAUCUCAUUAUUAUUACUAUUUACAACUAUUUUGCAAAGGAGUGUGACAAAUGUAGAUUCUAUGGAAGGUUGUGUCCAACUGACUCUGUAGAAAAUUGAUGAUUCUUUUUUCUCUUUUAUGCACACUGUCAUUCAUCCAACUACUGGGUAUUGUUCGCCGGUUUAUUUCCAGAUUUAUUUUUUUAAUCACUCGGAUUCAGGAAUCACACUAAAGGGAUGGCGUGGGUUUGGAAGCCUCGGUAAAGAGAUGUCGGAAGCGUGUCAAAGCCCAGUUAUAAUUAGAUUUAUCAUCAGAGAACAGCCCAUCCGCUAAAGCUACGGUGGUCAUUUUCUUAGGAGGUGAAGCUCCUGUAAUCAUGGUAGGCCAGUUUCAUAAAGUGGAGAGAGAGAAGGAGAGAGAGAGAGAGAGAGAGAGAGAGAGAGAGAGAGAGAGAGAGAGAGAGAGAGAGAGAGAGAGAGAGAGAGAGAGAGA
This is a messenger RNA of Penaeus chinensis, 3460 nucleotides long. RefSeq lists its product as uncharacterized. The record is from RefSeq and is a predicted model, not a curated record. The coding region runs from base 537 to 1172 and encodes 211 amino acids. Lineage: Eukaryota; Metazoa; Arthropoda; Malacostraca; Decapoda; Penaeidae. The transcript has 5 exons.